UGCACACCCUAGUAGCUCAGGUCAAAAAUGUUAGGAAAAUCCAGCCCAGAACUUCCAUACUCGCAGACAAGAACACACGCAAGCUUUUCCACCCGCUAACACUUAAAGCACAACACAAAAACACAGGACACCAUGGCCAAAAAGGAGGAGCCUCUUAUGGACGGACCCAAGCGGAUGAACCGCGAAUUGGCCCUGAUGUUGGAGGAUAAACAGAAUUUGCAGUUCCGAAACCUCUUGGUGGAGCCGAACAACAUCUACAAGUGGACAGGCCUGCUGAUGCCGGUGGCACCGCCUUAUGACAAGGGUGCCUACAAAAUGGAGAUCGACUUUCCACUGGACUACCCAUUCAAGCCGCCUCGCAUCCAUAUAAACACGAGGAUGUACCACCUGAAUGUCAAUGAGCGUGGUCAGGUGUGUGUGCCUAUUUUGGAGGUCGAGCACUGGAUCCCAACCACGCGGAUUGACCAGGUGCUGCAGGUACUGCUGGCCACCAUCAAUGAUCCACAGCCGGAGAACGCCUGGCACAUCGAAAUGGCCGGCGAGUAUCGCAAUGAUCCGGUGCGAUUCUUCAAAAUGGCCGAUGCCUGGGUGCAGAAGUACAGUGAACCCCGGCCCACUGAAGAGGAGCUAGCAAAGUUUGCGCGCAAGCGAAAGAAAGCGAUGACGAAGAAGUAGAGGGUAUACUGUACUAUAUGUAAAUUAUGAUGUAAAUUAAGUAAUUAAAGAUAUCACCAAAGUUCCAAAAUAGGUAAUUCCAAUCUAAAUAU
This is a messenger RNA of Drosophila melanogaster (fruit fly), 767 nucleotides long. RefSeq lists its product as uncharacterized. Gene Ontology annotation, biological process: protein ubiquitination. Bases 133 to 675 code for a protein of 180 amino acids. NCBI's taxonomy places the organism in Eukaryota, Metazoa, Arthropoda, Insecta, Diptera, Drosophilidae. The record is from RefSeq and is marked reviewed. Gene Ontology annotation, molecular function: ligase activity; ubiquitin protein ligase binding; ubiquitin conjugating enzyme activity. The transcript has a single exon.